AUGAGUCUCACAGAGCACGCACUAAUGGCGUCGUCUCGAGAAGGCGAGGAGCCCAGCCAUUCCUGGGAGGAACUUCUACGGAGAUUGCUGCCGGACGGCGCGCCAUUGCCGGACGAGGACGAGCUCGACUACUCCAUUUCCUUCGAUUACGUCGGCCCCUCCCCAUAUUACAAAAAGCCGCCGAUCAGCAACCCCGCAAUCCCGAAGGCGAGAUUCACAGCUUUCCCCAAACAACCACCGUCGCUAACACCGAGGAACCCCUAUUGGCUCAAAUCCCGCUCAGGCUCCGUCACUGCAAACUCCGACAUCGAACAGUUUAGCACGAGCUCGAUCGAUUUCGACUGCGCCUGCGACGGCGGAGAUUCCGAGCCCACGGACGGCGAUCCUAGCGAUCAGGACGAUUUCACUCCUCCUGAAAUCGAAGUGCGAACCGAACGAUUUAGUCCCAAUUCGAACAGUUUGAAUGCGAAUAGAAAAUGCAACAGAUGUAGAAAAGGGGGCAACGGGCUGCUUUUGAGGGGAAGAAGAGAAGCGUGCAUCGUCUGUGGAGCAGAGUACUGUAAGAAGUGCUUGUUGAAGGCGAUGGGGACGAUGCCUGAGGGCAGAAAGUGUGUCGGUUGUAUUGGGUAUCCAAUCGACGAGGGAAAAAGGGGGAGAUUGGGAAAAGGUUCGAGAUUAUUAGCAAGGCUGUUUGGCAGAUCGGAGAUGAAGCGGAUAAUGAAGGUUGAGAGAGAUUGUACGGCGAAUCAGGUGAGGCCGCAGCAGGUUGUCGUUAAUGGGAGAGAACUUAGACAGGACGAAUUGGAUGCAUUGCUGGGUUGUACGUUGCCUCCUAGGGAUUUGAAGCCCGGGAGAUAUUGGUACGACAAGGAUUCUGGGCUCUGGGGGAAGCUUGCCAAGGUUCAAUGCACUCGUGAUACCCACUUUUGGCUAUAUGAGGAUGGAUCAUAUGAAGAAGAAGGCCAAAAUAAAAUCAAAGGAAAUAUAUGGGAAAAGGCCUCUGUCCGUUUCAUUUCUUCAUUGUUUUCGUUGCCUCUCCCACUUCAAAACGCUCAUACUAUGAAGGAAGAACUGGCAUUAUAUUCUGCUAAAUUAAAUUCUAAGUAUUUGGAGCAACAGAGGGCCCACAAACUGCUGCUUCUAGGAUUACAGAGCUCUGAGGCAAGUACCAUCUUCAAGCAGGCCAAGUUGAUAUACUCAAACAAAUACACCACUAAUGAAUUACAGAGCUUUAAGCUCAUAAUUCAAAGAAAUGUGUACAAAUAUCUCAGUUUUGUACUUGAGGGGAGGGAGCAUUUUGAAGAAGAGGUCCUGACAGGAAAAGAGCCUGCUGACAGGUCUGUGCCAGGAGAAACGGAAUUCGGCGGAAGCAGAAAAUGCAUAUAUUCAGUUAAUCAGAAAAUCAAUGAUUUUUCUGAUUGGUUAUUGAAUAUCAUUUUUACUGGAGAUAUAGACACGUUCUUUCCUUCCACAGCACCUAAACUUUAUGAAAUCUGGGAAAAUCCAGCCAUACAGGAAACCUACAAGAGACUACAGGAGUUACAACUACUCACAGAUAUUGCUAAAUAUUUCUUAGACAAGUACCUUAUUGCUGUUAAAGUGGAACUCACUUAUCCAGCUCAUUGUGAUGUAAGAUUUGCCUACAAACAGGUCCUUGAGAUAUUAAGCGAUGAUUAUGUACCUUCAGAGAAGGAUAUUUUGUUCGCCGAAGGUAUUACACCCAGCAAUGGCCUUGCAUGCCUAGAGUUCUCCUUUGAUGACUUCAGUGUAAUUUCUGAGUUACACAAUCAACAGCAUGAAGACGAACAAUCUGCGUCAAAGUAUCAAUUGGUUUACCUCAGCUCAAAAGUCCUAUAUGAUAGCUGCAAAUUGUUAGAGAUGCUUGAAGGCAUGAACAUUGCAAUCUUCUGUGUUUCAUUAAUGGAGUAUGACCAGAUUUGGAUUCAUCAACAGAAUAAGAUGGUCUCAAGCAGAGAUUUCUUUGAAAACGUUGUCAGACAUUCCAGUUUCGAGAACACGCCAUUUUUGCUGCUCUUGACUAAAUAUGAUCUAUUUCAGGAUAAAAUCAACCAAGUCCCAAUUACUGUCUGUGAGUGGUUUACAGACUUCAACCCCUUGAAAACAAAUAGCAAGAAUAUGUCGAUGGCACAUCGUGCAUUUUACUAUAUUGCCGUAAAAUUCAAGAAGCUGUACACCUCUAUAACAGGCAGAAAGCUUUAUGUUCGCCAAGUACAAGGUCUCGAGCAAACUUCAGUGGAUGAAGCAUUUAGAUACGCACGAGAGAUCAUUGACUGGGAAGAGGUGAAAAAUGAAGAUAUAUAUGCUGUAAGCGAAGAUGAUUCGCUAUCAGGACCAGAAACAAUCUACCAUUCCUUGUGA
This is a messenger RNA of Striga asiatica, 2379 nucleotides long. NCBI's taxonomy places the organism in Eukaryota, Viridiplantae, Streptophyta, Magnoliopsida, Lamiales, Orobanchaceae. The record is from the annotation of a GenBank genome assembly.